AUGCUUAUCGGUCUUGUAAACGAUGCGGAUGCCAGGGCUCUUAUCACGGUAGGUAUCCACCAUCACGGCAGGGGACAUGAGACUGGAGAGAGUGAGGACGAGUAUUCAGUCUUACUUUACUCCGUUAAUCACCACACAUGCCUCUGAUUCAACCAUUUUGUCCGGUCCAGCGUCAUCAUUCCGUCGUAGAGGCGACGCAUCAUGUGUCCUAAUCGCUCAGAACAAUAGGACUUCUGCGUGAUUUUCCAGAGUCCAUCGCGAUUCACCGUGUCGAAGGCCUUCAGUAGAUCCAGGAAGGCUGUGCAGAGGUGGAUCUGUAUUUCCAGCAUGUCCCCUGCAGCUUGUCGGCGGCAAUGACUAUGUCAAUGGCUCCUCGUGGUGGAUGCGCUGGACCAACGCGGGAGCCAGAUGCAUGCGUUAUCGAGAAUGCGCACCCAAAAUAAAUGUCAACACAAGGGCAUGAGACAGGCUAGGUUGCAAGCCCACGUCGCGCCAUUUGGGAUCCGUGCCGUCCUCCACUUUCUGUUGUUUCUUAAAAACUUGACCAAAGUGCAUAGUGAGCCAGGGAGCGUGGUUAUACGCUUAGGUGCGGGUUUUUGCCGCAUCAAUACCCCGCGGCCUCCCCCGCCUCCAGUCUUCUUGACUCUGUCUUGACGUCGGGCACAGGUGGGGGAGGAGGAGAAAGUGCGAUAGAUGCUGCGUAAAUUUACUGUCGUUAUGAACUUAUUCACACGCAAGUCACCGUCCCUGAUGUCAUCCUGUUGUGAAGCACGCUAUAGGCAUCGUCGAAACCAACGGUCGAAAUGUCAGUUCCACGAUGUCGUCGGAAACCAUACCAUCAUUUCGGUAAUAGUCCAAGAUAACUGCGCAUGCCGGAGUCAAGACAAGCCGAGAAUUGGCCGUAGCCUAUACCUCAGAUCAGAACUUAAUCAAUCGAUGUGUCGAUAUGGAGUUGACACACAGAACCCUGUGCAGCCAGCUUCACACCUGAGUUGGUGAGCGCUGAUAAAUGUCUCUUGUUCGGUUGUUGCUUUUACAUCUGACGAUGGCCUCCGACAUCAUUUCUAACAUUAAGACAAAUAAAAAAUUUAUUAUAAUACUCGACCAGAGUUUUUCUUUCUUAUCCAUAAAAGCACCUGGAAUUUGGUCAUUUGCCUUAAUUCAUAUUAUGUUUGUUUUUUGGUGAGAAUAUCAGGCCAAUGCAAACGAUGAAAAUACCUCCUGUGGACAUUUCACAAAGUGGCAACGCUUAAAUUUCUCUCCGUCUUCUGUGUUCCGGUUUCCACCUCUUUUUGUAGUUAGGCCCCGAGUUGGGAAGCCGAAAUAGGGUUCCAAAUACAUUCAAUCACAAAGCGGUAUGGGCGCGCCAAGAAUACACAUCCAGGUGACACUUGUGGAGGAGGCGACAACUUCCACCUUCAUGGGGAUGCGCUACCGCUCAUUUAGCUGCCAAUGGUGUCAGCAUAGAUACGAAACCUUGACUUUGGUAAGUUUGGCCUCUAAGGUGGUCUGCGUUUCAGAAGGAAGUAAAAAUGGCUCAUAGCCACGUGAGCCAAUAACUACUGCCAUGCAUUCGCGUGACGGUGCGACAUAGACGUAGGUCCUUGCAUCGCGUCAUUCACUGCGUCCAAGUUAUCGGCAGUUGACAAAGACUCAGUGAGUCGAUUGGGGAGUCGGAGAGUAGAAGAAGAAGAAGAAGAAGAAGAAGGGGGGGAGGAGGAGGAGGAGGAGGACGACGACGACGACGACGAGGAGGACGAGGACGACGAGGACGACGAGGCGGGCGAGGAGGAAAGGGAUUUCGGUGCUGGGGACUUCAUUUUCAUGACACAUUAUCACUUUCCUCACUAUGAUAAAGUUUACGAGCCUUAA
Messenger RNA from Spirometra erinaceieuropaei, 1872 nucleotides. The record is from the annotation of a GenBank genome assembly. NCBI's taxonomy places the organism in Eukaryota, Metazoa, Platyhelminthes, Cestoda, Diphyllobothriidea, Diphyllobothriidae.